AUGUUUAGAUCUCACAGUAGAAUUCAGUCCUCCAACUCUGUCUCGGAUCUCGCACAGUAUGACGAGAAAAGAGCUUGGAUUGCCGAGGAUGAUUUUCAGCCUUCGAGACAAAGCACUUCACGUCAGAGGUCUUUGGUGUACCUGCUGCUUCUUUCCGAGGCUAUAAUGGCGGCCUCUCUAUCAGCACAAAUCCCGUUGCUUGUCGCUGUCUCCUCAACAGCAUGUUCGGACUACAGCUCGGCCUACAUUCGAAGCCUCUUAGAGUGCGCAUAUUCCUUUGGAAGCACCUGCAGCGUCUUCUGGGGAUAUGCAACCGACAGAAGUGGACGCAAGAAGACAGCUAUGCUCGGACUCACUGGCACGCUGGCUUCUUGUCUUUCUAUGGGCUUCGCUACAACCCUUCCAGGUUGGGUCACUUUGCGAUUCUUGGCCGGCUGCAUGGGUUCAGCAGUUUUCACAUCUGCUCUUGCGAUGCUCGCUGAUUUGAGUAUGCCAUCUGCCAAGGCUUUACGGAUCGUGUCGAGCUUGCCUUUGAUAUCAGUUUGCGGAGGUAUCGGUCCGCUCUUGCAGUCUGUUGUCAGACAGGUCGGCAAACGUGCGCCUGCUGGAAUUUGGUCGCAGUGGCCUGCUUUGAACGGUCAAAUUGCUUGCGCUGGGUUGAUUCUUAUCAUCUCCCUAGUCGAGGCUUUUUGCUUGCGCGAGACCUUGGACUCCCGGGCUGUAGCUAGCCUCCAGAACGAGAAAUCGUCCUUGCUCGAACACAAAUCUGACGAUAGCGAGGCAUUGCUUGCUGUCUCUGUUGUGGAUAUCGACGAAGAGCCCGCAAGGAUCUGCAUUGACGACUUUCUGCAAGCGCCAUCUUUUGUAACACUCCUAGCUUCCUUCUCUAUUCUGUCGUUACACUCAUCAACGUUUGAGGUGCUGCUUCCGCAUCUUGCCGACUCACCUGCCAAUAUGGGUGGCAUGGGCCUCCCUUGUGGUCUGCUGAACACGAUCAUCACCAUCGUGAAGCUAGUGGCUGCCAUGGGAGUAUUCUACGCCCUGCCGAAGCUUCAGGCUAAGGCGUCCGUUCUCUCAACCUACCGUCAGAUCUCUGUCGCCUUCCCUGGUAUCUACGUGCUGAUCCCAUUCCUUGCUAUGCUUGCUACAGUAUCUGGAGCCCCGGGCACUUCGUGGGCCGUGUUCAGCACUGUCGCCGUAAUCGCCAAGGAAUUGUUUGCAGAGAUAGCAAUGGUGCUGGCCAUCUUGCUUGCAUUCUCUGCCGCGCCGAACGCAGCAUCCGCGGGCACCAGCAUAGGUCUUCUCGGUCUUUCCAACCUCUUCAGAGCGCUUGCGGUUGGUGUUAGUGGUUUGAGCUAUUACCUCUCGGAUGCAUAUUCCGUGGUUGCCAUCAAUGCUACUCUUUGGGCGUUGUUGGCUGUGUUGGCAUUCACUGGUGCAUGUAUCAACUGGAGACUGAGGGAAGCACCCCUUGUUGGACAGGACAUUCCAGCUGAGCUGCUGCGCUGGAGCAGUGUGUUCGACGCCGAAUCGGACUCUGAAGCUGAUAUAUAG
Molecule: messenger RNA, 1554 nt
Organism: Aureobasidium namibiae CBS 147.97
Lineage: Eukaryota; Fungi; Ascomycota; Dothideomycetes; Dothideales; Saccotheciaceae
Product: MFS general substrate transporter
Exons: 2
Coding region: 1-1554 (517 amino acids)
Biological process (GO): transmembrane transport
Molecular function (GO): transmembrane transporter activity
Source: RefSeq, a predicted model, not a curated record